Messenger RNA from Monoraphidium neglectum, 1770 nucleotides. Its product is annotated as putative flavoprotein involved in K+ transport. Gene Ontology annotation, molecular function: monooxygenase activity; flavin adenine dinucleotide binding. Lineage: Eukaryota; Viridiplantae; Chlorophyta; Chlorophyceae; Sphaeropleales; Selenastraceae. The transcript is spliced from 8 exons. The record is from RefSeq and is a predicted model, not a curated record. Bases 1 to 1770 code for a protein of 589 amino acids.
AUGAUCAUCAAAAAGUUCGAGCGCGCGACCGGCAAGAGUGGCGACUUGCGCCGCGAGCCCGGCCGCGGCGCUGGCAUGGAGCCCGACACCCUCCCCACGUACGAAUGGCUCAUCGUUGGCGCCGGCAUCACCGGCAUCUACGCCUUGGGAAGCUUUGCACGCGCGGAGCGCGCCGACGUACUGCUGAUUGAACAGCAGGACCGCAUCGGCGGUCUUUGGGCCUGGAUCCCGCGCUGGCAGACCGUCCAGAACGACCCCAUCGACUUCUGCACCGAGGGCUUCACGACGCGCAAGGCCGUGUGGACUGCCGACGAUGUGGUGCACAUGCUUGAGACCAAGGUGCGCCUCCAGGGGCUGCUGCCGCACAUCCGGCUCGGCCACAAGCUGGCAGGCUACGCGUGGUCUGACAAAGAGCAGCAGUGGGUCUGCCAGGUUUCUCGCCUCACGGACGGCGCCAAUCUCGAGACUCGUGCACGUCGCAUCCUCCUGGGCACCGGCAAGCACGCGCGGCCCAUCAUCCCUCCCAUUCCCAACGACAACAGCGUCGCCAUCAUGCACUCCAGCCAGAUUACAGAUUUUGCUGCCGCCGCCAGCGGCAAGCGUGUCGCCGUCGUGGGUGCGGGCGCGUCGGGGCUCGACCUCUGCCUCAACAGCCUCGAGGCAGGCGCUGCGGGCCCGGUCGAGUGGAUCCUGCGCGAGCCCAAAUUCUUCUCGGGGUGCGAGGUCAGGACGAUGUGGCCCAUGGUCAUGCUGCAGCUGAUGCUCGGCGCGUUUGCCCUGCACCUGCUCAACCUGGCUGUCAACCUGGCCGUGUUUCUGCACCACUCUCUCGCGGGGACCCGCUCCUGGGUGCCGCGCGCCUGGUUCGACAUGCGGCGCACUCAGUACGUCCCCGGCCGCAGCCUGCUGCUGCGCCGGCGCAAAGACCUGUCGCGCCACGCUGGCGCCGAGGUGUCCAAGGUCGAGGGCGGCGCCGUGCACCUGUCGACCGGCGAGGUCCUCCACGGCAUCGACACGCUCCUGCUUGGCACCGGCUACGCGCCGCCAGAGCGCCCCGACGGCUUCGAAAAGCCAACCAACUUUGCCGCCUUCCUUGCCACCGGCCCCAAAGCUGCCGGGAAGCUGCUGCUGGUGGCGUCGGCCGGCCCGCCGCCGCACCCCGCGCUGCUCGACCCCGCAACGCCAGAGGCGGGGCCGCGGCGGCUGCUCAACGGCGUGGAGCCGCUGCUCGCGGCCGCGCCGCUCAGCCGCGCGCGCUUCCCGUUUGCCGUGUGGCGGCUCAGGGUGGGGCUCAUUUACAUGUAUUAUCGCCUGGUCCACCGCACCACCGUGUUCUUCCCCGAGCGCAUCAUCAAGCUGGGGCUUGUCCUUGAUAACCUGCCCCGCGCGCCGCCCAGUGGUGUUGACGGCGCACCCGCCAGCGCGGGUGUCGAGGGGCUCGGAGUCGCAGACGACUCGGCACUGACCGUGGUAAUCGGUGGGGAGACCGCCAUGCUGCUCGCGGAGGCACCCGGAGCGGUGCAGCUCAUGCUGGGUGGCGAUGCGGGCGGGACUCUGCCACCGCUGCUGCACCCGUCCACCUCCCUGGAGCAGGCCGUGGCUGACGACACCCUGGGCAUCGGAUUCGCAGCUGCCGGCUUCCUGGUGUUCUACAUGGUGGGCGUCAACCUGUCCCUCAACCGCCUGGGAAUCAUCACGCCCAGCCGCGUGCGAAGCGCGGGGUCGUCGGUGGGCGCUCUCCUGAUGGGCAUAAACUAUGUAGGUGAGUAA